Molecule: messenger RNA, 666 nt
Organism: Punica granatum (pomegranate)
Lineage: Eukaryota; Viridiplantae; Streptophyta; Magnoliopsida; Myrtales; Lythraceae
Source: RefSeq, a predicted model, not a curated record
GAUUCUCCAAUUAAUUUAAAUUUAUUUAUAGCAUUGCGACGGAGGAGACGAGCCGAGGGGAGACGAGGGUUUUAGGGUUUCUUGAACUGAAGCAGCAGAACAGCCGCCCGACCCUAAAGCGGCCGGAGACGAAGUCGUCGACAAGGUUAAGGACAUGGCUCCGAAGCAGCCGAAUACUGGAUUAUUUGUGGGGCUGAACAAAGGCCAUAUUGUGACCAAGAAGGAAGCGGCACCUCGUCCUAGGGACCGUAAAGGGAAGACAAGCAAGAGGGUCCAUUUCAUCAGGAGUUUGAUAAGGGAAGUUGCUGGGUUUGCCCCAUAUGAGAAGAGGAUCACUGAGCUUCUGAAGGUUGGGAAGGACAAGCGUGCCCUGAAGGUAGCUAAGAGAAAGUUGGGUACACACAAGAGAGCCAAGAAGAAGAGAGAGGAGAUGUCUUCUGUUCUCCGCAAGAUGAGGUCUGCUGGAGGUGCAGAGAAGAAGAAGUGAGCAGAGUGUUGUUCAAUGAGAAGCUGGGUAGUGAGGAACAAGAAUUUUAUUAUGUUAUUAUGUUGUGUUUGACACUGACUCGGAAAUACUUUCUUAACUAUUGAUAUGUACUGUUGAUUUUGUGGGAAGCAACAUCACCCGUCAUUACAGAGUCUUGGCAAUUCAGUUUCCUUUAAUCA